CUAACCUUUCCUGUGGCUCCCUACGUUAGCCAUACGUAGGUUCGUCUCCACGUCUAUUUCCUUAGGCUCCCAGUGUUAAAUACCAUAACCGAGAUUAAGCCCCGGCUACGCAGCCGCCCCCUCCGGCACGUAACAAGAUACACCGCCGGCAAAUACUUUGAAGAGCAUGAUGUAUCCGCAAAUACCGAAUUUGCGUUCCCUCGAAUACGGAAGGGAGAACGAGGCAAACGCCUUGCGGCAAUUAGAAGACGAAUUAGGAAUUCAUAUACUACCAUGUGGCCUCUUCAUCGAUGCCGUUGUGCCUUACUUAGGUGCAACUCUUGACGGCGUUGUAGACGAUGAUACCAUCGUCGAAGUAAAAUGUCCUGAAUCGGCGAAGGAUUUAUCGCCAGCUGAAGCAAUAGAGUUAAAUGUAUUGGUCUGGACGAGAAUACAUCCGAUGAAGAAAGCAAUGACAGUGUUAAUGAUGACUAUCGGAGGGAAGUGUUGAAACUCUUGACGAAAAUAACCAAGUAGAAAUUGAAAGAAGCGAAAAUGAUUUUGAGUCCGAUACAAAAUUGUUAUAAUUGGACACAUUUCAAGUAUGCCCUUCGAGUAUUAAAGUAUCUGUACUUAACAAGAGAUUUAAAAUUAAGAUUUAAAAGAAAUGAGAAUGUCGAAGCGUUAGAUUGUUAUGUAGAUGCCGACUGGGCAGGUGAUGUUUUAGACAGGAAGUCCACAUCUGGUUAUGUAAUUCGAAUGUACGGGAACGCAAUUCAUUGGAAAUCAAAGAAGCAAAAAUGUGUGACGAAGGCCUCGACAUAUGCUGAGUAUGUGGCGUUAUCGGAAGCAGUUAGCGAACUGAAAUUUAUAACAGAGUUAGUUAAAAUAUCUGUUUAAUUUGCAACAAAUACAUUUCAUUACCUAUUAAAGGACUCUCAUUUUGUACCCACACAGAAGAAAAUUAACAAACUCAAACCAGCAUUCAUAAUGUGAGUACCUGUACAUUCACGCUCCAAACCUCCCUCAUCCGUCCAGUUAGUCAAUGAUCAAGCAUCCAUCGCAAGUCACUCAUAUAAAUCAAUCACCCUCAUAUGUCCAAACAGCAUACUAGAAGAAAAACAGCAACCAGACAAAAACAAAAUACAGUAGCAUAAAAACAACAAACCAACAACCAAUCAAACUAUCAACGACAAUAACCCACCAUGGAAACCAUGCAGGAACACCUGUUACCAGCCAUCGAUGAAACUGAGGAACCAGACAGCCCCAUUCUGAACGAAAACCAUCACAUGUACAUAAACGGAGAGGAACUGCCAGAACCGAGCCCGUGUCAAAAGAUAUUCGUGAACUCUCAAAAACUGAACGAGGCCAUUAGCGAAGCAGUAGGUGCCGCUAUUUCGCGAGAGAUCAACAAAAUCCACCAGGAAGCCAUAUGGCAAAUGGCUGCCGCCACGAGGAUGCUUCGCCCUCUAACACCGCCUUCAAGACCACGCACAAGGCGCCCCCGCAAAAGGCCAACACCCCCACCAACAGAGUUCACCCACUAGCUUGGCCCGCCACUAUACGUAUAAAACUCAUAUCAACAGUACCAGCCAUACCAAUCACAUCAGCCAUAUCAAACCUGCCAGGUCAUGGAUGGCCAUUACAUCCCGUCAAUGGCGAAAACACCUAUCCACCUCAAUCGGCCCCAACGUACCCACCACCUUCCUACUGAUCUAUCAUAUCUGUCUUAAUCCGUUAACAAAAAUCGUUCACACACAAUCACCCUCCAACCCAUUCAUACUAACCUACAUUCCCCUUAAAAACCUGCCACUUGCCAUAAUUAAAAUUAAAAGAAAAACACCUUAGAAUAAGUUCAAUAAUGUACUCUAAUUAUAAUCUAAGCUUAAGUUUAAGUGUGCCUCUAAUAAAACAUUCUAAUCUUAAUUCAAUUCGAUUUAUCGUUCUAUAGUACUAUACCACCAUGUACACUUAAAUAUUUUAAUAAAAUGUUAUUCAAUCAAAUAUCACAAAUUUAAUCAAUAAUUCUCCCAAGAGAAAAGC
Molecule: messenger RNA, 2022 nt
Organism: Osmia lignaria (orchard mason bee)
Lineage: Eukaryota; Metazoa; Arthropoda; Insecta; Hymenoptera; Megachilidae
Source: RefSeq, a predicted model, not a curated record